AUGGCGGACGAUGACCGCAAUACCGCGUUUCGCUCCUCGCCUUCGAGUCACUGGACCCAGAGCCCGCGGAUCUAUUCUCAUUCACAUCAUGGCACGCCCGCACAGGAAUACCAGGGCUUCAACUUUGCUUCACCUCAAAUGGCCAUGGAGCCUAGCGCAUUCAGCAACAACGCACAGCAACGACCAAUGCAUCAACAUCUGCAACCUCUGGUGAUGCCGCAAUGGCCGUCCAUGUUGGGGACUCAAGCUCCUUCAACUUACCAACCCAUGUAUGCGCAGCCUGUUCAAUCUGCUCAACCGAUUCAACCCAUGUCUGCCGGCCAACUCCACACCCCAGUCUCUGCGACAUCAACAAGAUCUGCGACAACGCCGCGGAAAACACUGACCGACUUGGACCGGAAGCGAAUGUGCCAGUACGCAGAGGAGCAUCCCAACAGCAAGCAAACAGAAAUUGGCACAAUCUUUGGGGUCGAACGAAGCACGGUCUCCAAGGUGCUGCGACAAAAGGAGAAAUACCUCCUUCAACAAGAAGACGGCAGUCGGUCUCCCGCAAAGCGACCGAAAGGACGCUCGCCCGACAUUGAGCGGGCGCUCGCCAAUUGGGCUAAGAAUCAGGAGAAGAAGGGCAAUCCGCUCACUGAUGAGCUGAUCCGCAGACAGGCCCGCGCCUUUUCGACCACGACAACAUGUCCAGAGGUGACAUUGAGCUCCAGCUGGAUCGAGAAGUUCAAGCUGAAGAACAAUCUCAUGGGAGCGCGAUCGCGAAAAGCAUCACUUGCAACAGACGACUUCGACUCUAGCUCCAAUCUCGCUUCAUCUUCGCAUUCUCCCCGCGAUGGAACCUCCCCCUUAUCACCUUCAGGCGCCGCUUCUCCUUCGCCGGUGGAGCUACACUGUAUUCAAAGCCGCGAGAGUCUAAAGCAUGAAAGUCCAGACGACUAUCUCAACUUCGGCAGCAGACACGUACCAUACCAUUCGCAAAGUACAAGCUCCCUGCACAGUGCAUUCACCGACACAGCACCUUCAAGCUUCUCGCYUGGCCCAAUAAGCCCAACAUCACCAUUCUUCACACCCGACUCAGGCACUGCUCCAUCACCUUUCGUGCCGACAUCUGCUGGGAGGCCACUUCUACCUGCCUUACCACACGCCAACUCACAUCGACCACGAAGUCAGACCUUUCCACAGUUGGACUUAGGGAUGCCUCCAAACGGAGACGCAAUGACACCUAAAUACAGCAACGACGCAGUCCUAGACUCCCCCAUGGAAGAACAACCGGACCCACUCGCCAGUCUCAAUCAAGCCGUCUCAGUCGGCCACCCGUCAGCCGACCGGCCGCACACCGUCACUCCCUCGGAAAUGAUGCGACCACCGCCAUUACCGGCACAUCUACAGCAAGAUUUCAGGCGAGACUCCACUUCUUCCAUACUCCACAAUGCCACGACCACUCCAGACGAAGCACGACAAGCUCUCCAAGUCGUUCUGAGCUUUUUCGAACAACAGCCGAAUGGUUUCCUUGAUUUGAAUGAAAGUGUCACGAUUGGCAAACUCAUGGAGAAACUCAAACUGCGCUCUCGAGGCAGUAGCAGUUGA
This is a messenger RNA of Ramularia collo-cygni, 1590 nucleotides long. RefSeq lists its product as uncharacterized. The record is from RefSeq and is a predicted model, not a curated record. The coding region runs from base 1 to 1590 and encodes 529 amino acids. The transcript is spliced from 4 exons. Gene Ontology annotation, molecular function: DNA binding. Lineage: Eukaryota; Fungi; Ascomycota; Dothideomycetes; Mycosphaerellales; Mycosphaerellaceae. Gene Ontology annotation, cellular component: nucleus.